GGCUCUGGCGGUGUGGACGGAGGGCUCUGUCGCCGUGGCGGCCCCUUGUGCCCACAGGCCUGCCCGUGACGGGACUGAGACGGUGACCUCCGGUCUCCGAGUUUUUGUUUGUUUGUUUGGUUGGUUUUUGUUAUGUUCUUAACGAUUUUUUUAGCGAGAGAGGAAGGGAGAGAUAGAAACAACGAUGUGAAAGAGAGUCAUCCAACGUCUGCCCCCUGCUGCACGCCCCCUACUGGGGGUCAAGCCCGAAACCCCGGCCUGGGCCCUGACAGGGAAUCCCACCGGGACCUCGCAGUCCCUGGGGCGACGCUCAGUGCACUGAGCCACACCGACGGGGCUGGUCUCCAUUUUAACAAUGAUUUUAUUCCUUGGUGUGCACAGCAUAUAGAGAGUAAGUAAAUCCAUUUGCCAACUUGAGUUGGGCAGAUGAUGAUCUAGAAUGUUUCCUGGGGGUUUAGGCAAGGGUAUGAUGGGGUUCACCAGCUGCAGUGUGGAAUGGACCAUGAAGGGACCGCUGGAGCAAGGGCAGCCCCGAGGGAGCCUGCCCCAAGUUUCCUGCAGCGUAGAAUCCAGGCCUGAGGGGAUGGGUGGUACCUUCCGCAGGGGGCAGGCGGCUUCUUCUGCCUGUGGCUCCAAAGGCACGUUGUCCGGUCCCAAAUACAGGAAGUGGAGAAGGAUCAAGAAACUCGAGUUUGGGGACCACAAAGUAGGCAGUGGUCCAUGGUACCUGACACUGGCGUGGAGACCUGUCCCCCAGCAGAGGAAGAAGGUUCCUUGUUUAGCGACUGAGUAAAUACCGACACUGUUUACAGAAAUGAGGAAACCAGCCAGGAUCUUCGGUUGGGGCUUUAAUUGCAAGCUCAGAAAAGCAAAGAGCUGAGCCCGAAGCCAGAGCUCUGAAGAAGUGGUUACAUAGAGAAGUUUGUUAGGCCGGAGGACUGUGCCUCAGCCUUUCUCCUUGGCCCUUACAGGAAGCUUCCCUGACCCCUGUUCUCCUGGGAACAGAGAGAUGGAAAAGCCUACAGGCAAAAAAAAGAAGACACAGAGCCCAAAGGAGGACACGGUGGUGCAGAGGGACACUACCAAGGACGAGAAGGUGUCUGGGGGGAGAGGGCCCAGCAGGAGAGGCACUCUGGCUAGAAAGCACAGUAAGGAGCCCGGCCUGAGUCCUGAGGAUGAAGCCCACAUCUUCGAUGCCUUCGAUGCUUCAUUUAAAGAUGACUUCGAGGGGGUUCCUGUGUUCAUCCCUUUUCAGAGAAAGAAACCCUACGAGUGCAGUGAAUGUGGGCGCAUUUUCAAGCACAAGACGGAUCACAUCCGCCAUCAGAGGGUUCACACCGGAGAGAAGCCCUUCCAAUGUGAUCAGUGUGGGAAGACCUUUCGGCACAGCUCUGACGUCACCAAGCACCAGAGAAUCCACACGGGAGAGAAGCCCUUUAAAUGCGGUGAGUGUGGGAAAGCCUUUAACUGUGGCUCAAAUCUCCUGAAACAUCAGAAAACUCACACUGGAGAGAAGCCGUACGAGUGUAAGGAAUGCGGGAAAACCUUCGCCUACAGCUCAUGUCUCAUUCGCCACCGGAAACGGCACCCCCGGAAGAAGCACUGAGCGCCGGGAAGCUGUUCGAUCAGCACCUCCCAUUGCCACCUCUGCUGUGGCAUCCACUCUGGCGGCGGCCUGCCCACCUGCUCCUUUGAGGAUGUUGUCUGCAGACUCUUGGCCACUGGGUCCUGAGCCUGUCCCCAUGCAGCCUGGUGGGGGCCUGUGGCCCUGAGCUACACAGCAGUGCUUCUGCAGGAACUGGGCACCCUCUGGACAGAACCAGACCCCUGCUUUCCCCACUCAGCCAGCUGCGGUGACCGUCCUUCUCGGGCUGGAGCACCAGCCCUUGAACUCAGUGCCCUGUCCCCAGGAACCAGAACCCCUAUGUGUCCCCUGGGCCAGCCAUCAUGCCAGACCAGCGGCCUGACUUACCCAGAUGGACCACUUGGGACACAGCUCGUUGGGCCUCCGUGCUGCCAUGUGGAAGCGCUUCUUGCCCGGCCAUGUGCCGGGUCCCAGAGCGCUGAGGGUACCUUUCAUCCAGCCACACAGGAGGCCUUCAGAUGGGCUGUGUGCCCUGCCCCCCAGGGCCCAGCUCUCCAUCCAGGGCCGACGGGCCACAGAAGGAGUGACAGGCGGAGGUGAUCCUGACAAACACUGCCCUCCUGUGUAGUGCCCAGCACCGCCCCAGGCAGCUUCCCAAGGCUCUCCGGCCGUGGGCAGGUUGUGAGAGCAGACCACCCCGAAGCAAGACAUUCCCAAUGAAAUAUGCAUAAAAAGGAACCUCAGAACUAACAAAGUUCCCACAUUCCUGAACUCUGAGGAGGACCAGAGGUCAAGAAGGAAGCGAGGAAAGGAAACCUCUAGUCCAGCCCCCGAGGCUGCAGGACAGGUGGGGACACCGGUGUGGGGAGGGCUGUCCCUGCAGGCAGGUGAGCAGGGCGGUGCUUCAUCGGAGUCCGUCGGGAGUGCAGUGACAGGAAACUGGAAAUAACUGGGCCCUCACGUGACUCCCAGACCUUUCAGAGGUGAAAAGGUUCACAGUGGGCAGACGUGGAUGUGUGCCCGCCCUGGCCGGGAGGCACCCCUGACUCCUUUGACCCGGCCUUCUGGGAAUGGGCUCCACAUGGGAACACUGCAGGCUGAGAAUGUCCCAGAUCUCGGGCACCUCCCCACUGUCACAGGAAGAUGUACAGCAGCGACCCAGACCCACCUCGGUGCCUCGACACACCGCCGGCUCCACCACAGUCCAUGGAGAGUGCAGGGAUGGCUCCAGGCGACCCAGCAUCUGGGUGAAGGCCACAGAGGACCCUGAACAUAUGUGGUGAUGCCCGUGGAUGCCCCAGGGACUUGAUGUUGGUGUGCUCCUGCUGGCGUCCUGUGAGCCAUGCCAGCGUCUGCCCCUCUGAGGGAAGGUGGGGAGACAGCGCCGUGGGGCAGUGGGCAGUGAGGGCCACAGAGCAGGGCCUGAUCAGUGACUUUGGCUUCUGGCCGCUCUUGCACUGGGGUCCACUGCACUCCUGUGGGCAGCAGGGUAUCGCCUGGGCUUUCUUUCUACUCUCAUAUCUGACCCAGUUUGGGCACCAAGAGGUGAUCAUUUGUUACCUCUGCAAGUGAGCUAGACUCCAACUCGUGCUGUAGAGUGGACAGGACUAGGCUGGGCCACGUGGCCUCAGCCCCAGGAAGGAAGUUCAUGGCACUGGGGGCACUUGGACAUUUGCUCUGGAGCAGGUCAGAGAGCAUUCUCAGUGAGCCAGGAUGGAGGGGUAAAGCGGGGUGUCUCCGAGGCGCAGGGAAGGAACAGGCUGGCGCCAGGGUGGUCUCCAGGUCCGCUGCCCAGGGACCUUUGUGUGCUAAGCUUGGAGUCUGCUGUCUCCAGGAUUCCUCCCCGCAAACUCCUGCCACCUGCUGGGUGACCUGCAGGGUCCCGUCAGGAUCCAGGCUUGGCCUGGGGACAGGGCUGGUGCUGCCCAAAGCCAUCUGCAGACAUGGUUUCUGAGGCCCGAAGUCACCAUCCCCUCAGGGCAAGCACCCAGUGGCCUCGGCUCCGAAGCACGCCUUGGUCUCGGCACUGGGUGUGCCUGCUACACCAUGUGUGCCCGCUCACUGCAGCCUCCCCAUGGGGCAUCUGGUUCUCUGUUCUUUGUGUCCAUGCCUCUUGGUGUGAAUGUGUUUCCUGGUGAGCUUGCGCACUCGGUGUACUGGCCUUCUCCUUACAUCCCCCAGGAAGUGUGUCCGUGCACACAUACCUAGUGGCUCGAGGUGGCCGUGGGCCAUGAACCCUCUGGCACACAGCUGGUGGUCUCGGGCCCGUGGUGGUGCGGACACUCGCUAGCCUGGUGUUUUUCACUUAAUUUAGUGUCCAGAAAUUUAACUCUCCGACUAGUCAACAUUGAAAUUUUACUCUGAAAUCCCUUCACUCCUCAGUCCUUAUUAAGCAAGUGUGCUCUGCCUGGGGUGGAUGUUCUCUGCUUUUGUGGUUCCUGUGUCCACGUGGUCUCCUGACACAGAUGGAGCCACACUGGCUCCCACCUGCUCCCUGCGGUCUCCACACUCAUCACAGAGCCUCCUGUGCUGGGACCUGCUGGGGCCUGCUUUCUCCUACAAUAAACAUCUGUCCUGACCUCUUCGCCGCAUUCUGUUGAUCUCUGCAGCUUGUGGGUGCAGUUGGGACUCCCCAGAGAGGCAAUGCUGCCUCCCCCAGAGAACG
Molecule: messenger RNA, 4250 nt
Organism: Molossus molossus (Pallas's mastiff bat)
Lineage: Eukaryota; Metazoa; Chordata; Mammalia; Chiroptera; Molossidae
Gene: ZFP41
Product: ZFP41 zinc finger protein
Exons: 4
Coding region: 1010-1606 (198 amino acids)
Biological process (GO): regulation of transcription by RNA polymerase II
Molecular function (GO): RNA polymerase II cis-regulatory region sequence-specific DNA binding; DNA-binding transcription factor activity, RNA polymerase II-specific
Source: RefSeq, a predicted model, not a curated record